GGCGGUUAAUGGUAACUCACAUGCAAAAAGAAACCCAGGAGAGCACCUCCUCCUCCCCCUCCUGUAAUUGGUCCCUUGUUGUUGCUCCCUGCAGGCGCUCCGCACGGCGGAGGCGCCCCCGUCUGGCGGGCAGGUGAAGCGCGGACGCCGCGGGGGGUUUAAAAGCCCCGACCGAGGAGGAGCUGCUCACAGUACCAAGGAGCUUCACACGAGGAAAAGUUUACCUACAACUGUGACAGUCGACUCAGAGGAGGAAGAAACAGCAGAGAUGGCAACUCAACCACAGCAGCCUCCUCACCUGCACCUCGCGGAGCUCACAGCCGCCCAGUUCAUCGACAUCUGGAAACAUUUUGACGCCGACGGAAAUGGUUACAUCGAAGGGAAGGAGCUGGAGAACUUCUUCAAAGAGCUGGAGACUGCGAGACGAGGAGCAGGCGUGGAUCCCUCAAAUGCUGCGUUCAAAGAAAAGAUGAAGGAGUUCAUGGCCAAUUUUGAUAAGAAUGCUGAUGGGAGAAUUGAAAUGUCAGAGUUGGCUCAGAUUCUUCCCACAGAGGAAAACUUCCUGCUCUGUUUCAGAGAGUUUGUGGGAUCCAGCUCUGAGUUCAUGGCAGCCUGGCGGAAGUAUGACACUGACCGCAGUGGAUACAUUGAAUCAAAUGAGCUGAAGGGUUUCCUGUCAGACCUGCUGAAGAAGGCCAACAGAAACUACGAUGAUAAGAAGCUCAAUGAGUACACACAAACAAUUCUAAGGAUGUUUGAUCUUAAUGGUGAUGGUAAGCUGGGCCUCUCUGAGAUGGCAAGGCUCUUGCCAGUGCAGGAAAAUUUCCUGCUGAAAUUCCAGGGCAUCAGGCUCACAGUCAAAGAAUUUGACUCCCUCUUCACCUUCUAUGAUAAGGAUGGUAAUGGGUAUAUUGAUGAGCAGGAGCUGGAUGCUUUGCUGAAGGACCUCUGUGACAAGAAAAAAAUGGAUGUGGACUCAACAGGACUGGGCGGGUACAAGAAGAGCAUCAUGGCUCUGUCCGAUGGAGGGAAACUGUACCGCACAGAGCUGGAGAUUGUCCUGUGCCGGGACUCUGCGCUGUGAUCUCCCUGCCUGGGACCCUGCUGUCCUCCCCCCACUGCCUCCUCCUUCCUACAUUCCUAUUGUAACCUGGUGCAUGUGUGACCCUUAACCUCGCUACACCACUUAGAGUGAAAACAAAAAGUGCUCCUGAAAGCACAGAGUUUACCGCUGGCCCUGCUGUUUUAACUUUAUUCAUUUUCUUUUAACUUUACAUGAAGUUGCAUAGUGAGAGAGCCACAACAGUGACUACAGGAAUAUAGUAUGUUUUAUUAUUUAUUUAUUUGACUUCCCAUUUUUAAUAUGCAUUUGUAUUUUUUACAUUUAUCUCAUAUCUAUAUGUUAUUCUCCCACUAAAUUGGAAAUGGAUACUGUUCUGUAGCAUCUGUUCAUUAAUUGUAUUUAUUUACAUUUAAUUUAAUAUGAUCCUGUUUUAUUUGAUUAGGCUUGAAAUGCUCUAUUAAAGAUAUAACUGAUAGGUCAAUAAAUACAACAUGACA
Messenger RNA from Lates calcarifer (barramundi perch), 1560 nucleotides. RefSeq names its product calretinin. NCBI's taxonomy places the organism in Eukaryota, Metazoa, Chordata, Actinopteri, Centropomidae. Gene Ontology annotation, cellular component: terminal bouton; synapse; nucleus. Bases 269 to 1084 code for a protein of 271 amino acids. The record is from RefSeq and is a predicted model, not a curated record. Gene Ontology annotation, molecular function: calcium ion binding. Gene Ontology annotation, biological process: regulation of presynaptic cytosolic calcium ion concentration; regulation of long-term synaptic potentiation. The transcript is spliced from 11 exons.